AUCAUGAAUGUUCUUCUUAGUAAAUAUGGAUCACCCAAUAGUAGUCCUGCUCCUUUGAUUAUGCAGUCGAAGCAGGAGUUGGUUGGCACUGUUGAGGAAGAAAGAAAGGAAGAGGGAAUGUUCCUGACAUGGGAGGAUUUGCAGGUGACAGUUCCAAAUGGAAGGAAAGGUAGGAAACCGAUUCUUAAGGCUCUAACUGGUUAUGCCAAGCCAGGGCAACUUUUGGCAGUAAUGGGUCCUUCUGGCUGUGGCAAAUCAACACUUCUUGAUGCCUUAGCAGGAAGACUGGUUUCAAGCUCAAAGCAAACAGGGAAAAUUCUAAUUAAUGGCCAUAAACAUGAACUGGCUUAUGGAACAUCUGCAUACGUGACACAUGAUGAUGCUGUGUUAUCAACAUUAACAGUAGGAGAAGCAGUGUCCUAUUCAGCUCAUCUCCAAUUUCCAGAGUCAAUGUCCAACAAAGAGAAGAAAGAGAGAGUAGAUUUUACAAUCAGACAAAUGGGUCUACAAGAGACCACUCACACAAGGAUUAAAGGGAAGGCUUCUAAAGGCCUUAGUGAGGGGCAAAAGAGGAGACUUGCCAUUUGUAUUCAGAUUCUUACAAGCCCCAAACUUCUCCUUCUUGAUGAACCAACCAGUGGCCUUGACAGUGCAGCUUCCUACUAUGUCAUGAGCAGAAUUGCAAGCCUAAAGAUAAGAGAUGGCAUCAAAAGAACAAUUGUUGCAUCCAUCCAUCAGCCCAGCAGUGAAGUUUUUGAGCUUUUUGAUCAUCUUUGUCUUCUGUCUUCAGGUGAAACAGUAUAUUUUGGCACCACUUCUGCUGCAACCGAGUUUUUUGCUUCUAAUGGCUUUCCUUGUCCACCUCUCCACAACCCUUCUGAUCAUUUCUUGAGGAUCAUAAACAAGGAUUUCAUACUGGAUGAUAAAGAAGGCUUCCACAUAGUAGUACCCGAAGAAGAAGCAGUGGAUACCCUUGUGAAGUUUUUUAAAUCUUCUGAAAUUAGUAACCAAGUUCGGAAAGAAGUAGCAGCAAUAGGUGAAAGGGAAUAUGGUUUCACGGGGAGCAGCAGAACACAAACAGCAUUUCUAACUCAGUGUCACGUUCUUCUAAGAAGAUCUUCAGUGCACUUGUUUCGUGAUGUAACCAAUUAUUGGUUGCGUCUGGCUAUGUUUAUUGUAGCAGCUAUUAGUAUGGGAACUAUAUUCUUUGACGUUGGUUCAAGUAAUUCAUCCAUUCAGGCUAGAGGGUCACUGGUAUCUUUUGUUGCUUCAGUCCUAACUUUCAUAACCCUUCUUGGUGGAUUUCCUCCAUUUUUGGAACAAAUUAAGGUAUUUGAACGUGAGAGAUUGAAUGGACACUAUGGUGUUGGUGCUUUUGUCAUUAGCCAUACAUUAUCACCUAUUCCAUACAUGGCACUGAUGUCAGUGAUUCCUGGUGUGAUCACUUAUUACCUUUCUGGACUUCACACAGGACUUGAACGUUGCAUCUAUUUUUCUAGUGUAUUACUUGCAUGCAUUUUGUGGGUUGAGAGUCUCAUGAUGGUUGUUUCAAGUAUCCUCCCAAAUCCCAACACUAACAUCACAGUCUCUGGUGGAAUUAUGGGAGUGAUGAUUUUAACUGGUGGGUUUUUUCGUCUGCCAAAUGAUCUCCCCAAACCAUUUUGGAAAUACCCUAUGUAUUAUGUUUCCUUCCACAAAUAUGCCUUCCAAGGAUUGUUCAAGAAUGAGUUCAUUGGUCUGAAGUUGAGAAGUGAUGAAGAUGGAGGAACCUACAUAAGUGACAAGGAAGUACUCACAAAGAUAUGGCAAGUGGAAAUGGGUUACUCCAAAUGGGUUGAUCUUGCUAUCUUAAUCGGAAUAAUUGUUUUAUAUAGACUUAUGUUCUUGACAAUUACUAAGACUAAGGAGAAAAUGAAAAGCUAA
Messenger RNA from Vigna angularis (adzuki bean), 1923 nucleotides. RefSeq names its product ABC transporter G family member 1. The record is from RefSeq and is a predicted model, not a curated record. NCBI's taxonomy places the organism in Eukaryota, Viridiplantae, Streptophyta, Magnoliopsida, Fabales, Fabaceae. Gene Ontology annotation, molecular function: ATP hydrolysis activity; ATP binding; ABC-type transporter activity. Gene Ontology annotation, cellular component: membrane. Bases 4 to 1923 code for a protein of 639 amino acids. The transcript is spliced from 8 exons.